AUAUCCAUGACGUCCCACGGAAGUAAACAAUCCGCAGGUGACGUGGAGUAAAGUCUUUCACAACCAACCGGACAGGCUGGGUCAGCUGGAGCUGAAUUCACGGGUUUAUUGGGACAUUUGUCGUUUCAGUCGCUUUCUGACUUCUCAGUUUAUCAAAUGGACUCAACUGUUGUCGUCUAAAAAACUCACUAAAAAAAUCCAAUCCUCGUUAAAACGCUGAAGUAAAAUGGCGUCAGCAGAGGAGGCCAGCAGACCCUUCGCCGGGCUGUCGGACGUCUCCAUCUCGGAGGACAUCCCCGUGGAGGGGGACAUCUCUGUGCCCAUGAGCUCCUCCCGGCGGGACGACGAGUUCUCCACGCUGGACGAGCCGGUGAAGGAGACUAUUCUGCGGGACCUGAGGGCGGUGGGGAACAAGUUCAUCCACGUCCUGUACCCGAAGCGGAGCUCGGCUCUGCUGCGGGACUGGGACCUGUGGGGCCCGCUGCUGCUGUGCGUGACGCUGGCUCUGCUGCUGCAGGGAGGCGCCGCUGACAGCGACGACCAGGGAGGACCUCAGUUCGCUGAAGUCUUUGUAAUCAUCUGGUUCGGUUCCAUUAUCAUCACCCUCAACUCCAAGCUUCUGGGAGGCACCAUAUCCUUCUUCCAGAGUCUGUGUGUGUUGGGAUACUGCAUCAUGCCUCUGACAGCAGCCAUGGCGGUGUGCAGGAUCGUCCUGGUCGGUGGCACGGGGACGGUCAGCUUCGCCGUGCGGCUCGUGGUGGUGACGGCGUCCUUCGGCUGGUCCACCUUCGCCUCCACGGCAUUCCUCGCUGACAGCCAGCCGCCAAACCGCAAGGCGUUGGUGGUGUACCCGGUGUUCCUCUUCUACUUUGUGAUCGGGUGGAUGAUCCUGACAUUCUCACCGUCACAGUAGACGAGAAACAAAAAGAAUGGAGGUGAACUGACAAACAUGAAGGAGGCUUUGUAGGUUGAAAGGACUAACAAAAAAAAACACCGGUAUCUGCCUUUGAACCAAGAUGAAUGACUACUGAAAUGACUGUGGGUGUUUCUCGGUGUCUGAUAUUGUAUUAAGACUAAAUAGACUCCAUAAAUAUUCCUAAAUAACUCCUUUGGGUGAAGCGUUGGCUCUGUCUCGGAUUCCGAGAAGUCCUGGGGACAGUUUUGCUGCAGAUGGAGAGUUAGAAAGCUGAUGAAUAUGUUCAUAUUUUUCCAGUUUGUCUCCCAGAUGUGUUUAUCAGCUGUGUAUAAAUAAAGUCUAUUGGUGUGUACAUA
Molecule: messenger RNA, 1272 nt
Organism: Labrus bergylta (ballan wrasse)
Lineage: Eukaryota; Metazoa; Chordata; Actinopteri; Labriformes; Labridae
Source: RefSeq, a predicted model, not a curated record